AUGACUUCCGUCGCUUCGUGAAGGAUGUUCCAGUACAUCCAGAGGCAGAUCCAGGGUCAUCUAUCGGAACGUGGAAUGCGCCACUCUCGCCUAGUAACCAAAGAUGGACGCUGCAACAUUGAGUUUGGCAAUAUAAGAUAUCCUCAUCAUAUUGCUUUCCUGAUGGAUUUUUGGACUACCUUUGUGGAAAUACGCUGGCGUUUCGUUUUGUGCUACUUUGCCUUUGCCUUCACCGGCAGCUGGUUUAUAUUUGGCCUGCUGUGGUACUCAAUAGCCAAGAGCAACGGAGACCUGCUCGGACAGAACUCGACAAGCGGUCACGUCAGAUGCAUAGAAAACGUGAACGGCUUGACCACGGCCUUCCUAUACUCUCUGGAGACACAGACGACUAUUGGCUACGGCGGCCGUGCCCUCACUGGGCACUGCGUGGGCACGAUCUUCCUGAUUAUCAUCCAGUCUCUCAUAGGAGCCAUAAUAAACUGCUUCAUGUGCGGGUUAAUUUUAGCCAAAAUAUCCCUGCCCAAGAAGAGGGCCAAGACCGUGACCUUCAGCGACACGGCUGUCAUCUGCCUGUGGAAGGGCAGCCUGUGCCUGCUUAUACGGGUGGCCAACCUGCGAAAGACCCUGCUGAUUGGCAGUCACGUGUACGGCAAGCUGCUGAGGACGAGCAACAACACGGCCGAGGGAGGAGGAGGAGGCGGAGGUGGAGGAGGGGGAGGUACCGUCAUCCUGGACCAGACCAGCGUGGACUUCACGGUAGACGCGGCGGGGCAGAAGGACAACCUCUUCUUCAUCUGCCCGCUGACGCUGUACCACGUGAUCGACAAGAGCAGCCCCUUCUGCGACAUGUCCGCCGACUCGCUGCACAAGGAGGAGUUUGAGCUGGUGGUGUUCCUGGACGGCACCACAGAGUCCACCAGCUCCUCGUGCCAGGUGCGGACGUCCUACGUGCCCCGCGAGAUCCAGUGGGGUCACAGCUUCCUGCCCAUCGUGUCCAAGACGGGCGGCGGCAGGUUCCGCGUGGACUUUGCCAACUUCUCCAAGACCGUCGCCGUGCCGACGCCGCAGUGCCUCUACUGCUUCCAGAGCAACGUGUCGCACGACCACUGCUGCCAACUACAGACAAAACAUGGCAUUGACAACUGCGGGUUCGAGGUGGUGGAUAUGGAUGAGGCCAGUAUGGUAAUCAUACAAGGCAAUGCAGUGAGGGAUGUGAUUGCCUGAUACUGGAUAUUGAUGGGGCUAGUAUG
Molecule: messenger RNA, 1250 nt
Organism: Engraulis encrasicolus (European anchovy)
Lineage: Eukaryota; Metazoa; Chordata; Actinopteri; Clupeiformes; Engraulidae
Gene: kcnj1b
Product: potassium inwardly rectifying channel subfamily J member 1b
Exons: 2
Biological process (GO): potassium ion import across plasma membrane; regulation of monoatomic ion transmembrane transport
Cellular component (GO): plasma membrane
Molecular function (GO): ATP-activated inward rectifier potassium channel activity
Source: RefSeq, a predicted model, not a curated record